Messenger RNA from Hydra vulgaris (swiftwater hydra), 3582 nucleotides. RefSeq lists its product as uncharacterized. Gene Ontology annotation, molecular function: RNA binding. The record is from RefSeq and is a predicted model, not a curated record. Lineage: Eukaryota; Metazoa; Cnidaria; Hydrozoa; Anthoathecata; Hydridae.
UUAUGGGCAAUUAAAAAACUGUUGAACCAAACAAAAUGUGUCCCAGUUACGGUUUUAAUUCAUAAUGGCAUUUUAAAUUUUACGAAUACUUUUCACACAUACCUCGUGUGCAACUGUUACUCAAAGGAAAGUUUAUCAUUGUUACUAUAAUUAAAUCGUUAUGGUAUACUAAAAAAGUAUCUAUUAUUUCAGAUAUUAUUUCAAAUAAAGAAAAUAUUUACAAAGAUACCAAAAAAUAAAAGAUAUUUGAAUAACAACAGUUUUAUAAAAUUAUGUUAUCAAAAAAUUCUUCACCACCUCAACAAAGGUCAAAAUUAUUUUCAUGGAGUUCUGUUGACUCCAAUAACAGUGAGCUUAAUUAUUAUGAUGGUUGGAAUGUUUUAAAAAAUUUAAUAAUGGUUUUGGAUAAGGAAAAGUAUGCUGACUCUUGUAAUAGUAUUAAUUCUACAAUGCUUGAUGUUAUUAAAACACAGAUAGAUGAUUCUCCAACAUAUUGUAUUUUAUAUUUGUUAUUUGAAAAAGCUCUUCGUGAUAUAUUGACUAAAUCCUUUCCAGUGUCCGUAUGUCUUUUAAAUAGUUUAAAAUCCAGUUAUAAACAUAAUACAAAUGAUAUAAUUGAAGUAUGCAUGAAUAAUUGUGUGGAUAUUUUGGAAAAAAAAUUACAACUUGUUUUGGCUUUGUCAGGGACUGAUAUUGGUGUUAUUUAUUUACUUUUUAGCAUUUACAAACAAGAUUCAUUAACAACUAAGUUUUCUCCUACUGCCAGUAAAAUUAUUCAAAUAAUUAAAUAUACCAAGGAAUAUUUGAAUAAAGUUCAGUAUGACGAACAGUUUGUUAAUGAGGUACUUGCUAUAUACUUGUAUGGCCUUAUUAUUUUUUCAAUCGACUGUGAACUUUCAUGCUCUGAGAUAAACUUUAUCAAAGUUUAUAUUAGAAAAUUAUAUUUGUUAAAAGCCCAAUCUUUUUCUUUACUUGGACGUACCAUGAUUAUUGAUAUAAUUGAGCAGAUGCAUAAGAACAAAGCACAUGUUCAACUUUAUUUUGGUAUUUAUCAGCAUAUUUUAUCAUCUAAAAGGACUUUUUUAUUGCGUGAUGUCAAAUCGUUUUUAAACUUACAUGAAUACCCUUUGGUUUCAGAAGAUAAUAAACUAUCAAAUUACCAGGAUCCUACUGAAGUGUUUUCUCGUUCACUAGCAAGUUCUUCAGAUAAUAUUUCAGAGGUUUCUUCUACAAUGGAAAAUAUUAUAACAACUGACAGUGCUUGUUCAUUUUCAAAUAAGCAGAUUUUAUCCACUGAGUAUGAUUCAUCAACUGAACAGUUUUUAUCCCCUAAGCAGAUUUUAUCUCCUGAACAGAUUUUAUCCAAUGAACAGAUUUUAUCCAAUGAACAGAUUUUAUCUACAGAGCAGUUCUUGUCCACUGAUCAUAUUAUAUCCACUGAGCAAGUUUUAUCAAAUGAUCAGGUUUUAUCCACUGAGCCAAUUUUAUCUACUGAGGAAAUUUUAUCUACUGAGGAAAUUUUAUCCACUGAACAGAUUGAUAAGUCCAUUUUAAAUGAAUUAAUCCCGUUAUCAAUAAGUGAUUCAGAUAAAGUAAACGAUAGAUGGGAAAAAUGUUUUUCUGAUUUUCCAAAUAAAAAACAUAUUACAAAUAUAAUAGAAAUUGAAGAGCGAUUUUGUAGUAGCGUUCAAGGUUAUGAAGGCAUGGUUGUUCGUGAAUUGGAAAGAAAAUCUGGAGCAGUUAUAAAAAUAUGCAAAGAAUCUUUUCAAGUUAUUUCACGUCCUGAUACAAGCAGCUUAACAGCACACAAGUUGAUCACUGGAGCAUUAGGGAUUCCUGCUCAAAAACCAAUUAUAGAAUUGCAAAGACAAAAAUUGAAUGAAGCAAAAAUAAAGCUGCAAAAUCAAGAAGAAGUGACUUUAACACGAAGAAUAAAAAUAAGUGGAAGCAUAGAAAAUGUUGAGAAAGCUAAAAAAUUGAUUUAUGACAUCUGCGAAAGCAGCGUCACAUUGUCACUGGCAUUAGAUCUUACUGUUGAUGAAAUAUUGGAAUACAGUAUCAAACUUAAGGGAAUUGAGGUGUUACUUAAUGUGUAUAUGGAGGUAAAUGAGCAAGCUGAUAGUUCUGUUGUUAUAACUAUUUGUGGAGAAUUAAAAUGUUGCCAGGAUGCCAAGAAACUUAUUCUUGAAGAAGUUGGAACUUUUCGUACUCAGUAUGGCAAUUUAUUUGUUGUUCCAUCAGUACUUAUGACUGUUUGUGGUAAUCAAGAUGGUUUGGAACAUUUAGUUGACAGUGUUUCAGAAAUAUCUGGCGGAAAAGUUACUAUACUUCCUGUUUUGCCUAAAUGUAUGUUGUUUGCUAGUGGUUCGAACAAAGAAAUAAAUGAAACAGUUCAUAUUUUUCAGAAACUUUGCGUUGAAUUGCUGUGUUGCUUAAACAGCAAAGUUGAUGACGUUAUUAAAAUAGAAUUUUGUGUGGAAGAUUUAAUCAUCUAUAUCUCAAAAAUCUUUGGUGAAAAUUCAUCUAAUGAAAAAAAUCCAACUCUUAUGUCGAAAUAUUUAAAAGAUGAUAAACAAGAAGGAAAAAAAUCUGAAAGAUUGAUUUACUCCCGGGAAGAACUUAUAGCUUAUGAACACUGUAAAUGCGCUGAAAACUUUCCUGAGUCGCUUUACAAAUUAGAUUUUGAAUUAGCUGCCAUUGUGAUCAAAAAAGAUUAUUUAGAUGACACAAUGAAAAGCAUAUUUUUUGGUGAUUAUAAAACAAAUAAUAAAGAAAAUUGUAUCUUAAAGAAAGAUGACACUGACAAACAAAAAAAUAUUGUUACAUCUGAAAAAACAAAUUCAGAAACUUUUUGUGUUGCGGCAAAGUAUAAUUCUGCCAUUCCUAAUGUAGCUUCUGAAAAAACAUCUCAAGAUGUUUUUAAAGUAGCUUGCGGUAUUACUUCCUCAUAUCGUGUUGGAUCUUUAAAUAAAUUUUACGGGAAUUGGCGUAUUUCAGCUAUAAAUAAUGUACUCUCUGACCGAUCUCACGAUUCUAAGAUAUCAAACAGCCUUUUUUCACGUACUAGCAAAACUGAUUUUGAUCAAUUCUGUGUAGGAAGAAAAUCUACAUUUGAAAAUUUUAGUUGCCCUAACGUAAAACUUGCCUCAGAAGAAGUUGUUGAAAUCAUUAGUUGUUCUUCAACAAAAAACUCAAAUAUAUAUCCGACCAAAGUACUCGUUGAACCAUCUGUUUCUCUACAAUACAUCGGCACACCGUUUAAAGGUUGUUUUUCUUUUGGCAAUAAUAAUCCUGUUUUGAACAAGAAUACGACAAGACAGUUUCAAUUUUAAACUAGUCUGUUUUUAAAAGUAUAAAGCUUAAACAUUUAAGAAGCGAGUGUCGUAUGUUUUGUAUAGCUAAAAAAGAGAAUUUUUUUGAGUUACAUAUGUUUUAUAUUAACGAUUCUUUUGCGUUUACUACGAAGUUUAUUUUAUUGAUUACUUGUUGAUAUUUUUAUGCAUAUUUAUUAGAGUACGAUGUGUAUUCUAUGUAUUACUUUUUGCUAUUAUUUUACAUAAAAGAUAUUUUAAAGGUCUUUUA